AAAAAAAAAAAGAUUGUAAAUGUCAGUGACACAUCUGAGUUUCUUCUCUGGGAAUUCUCAAAGAUUUGGGAGCUACAGCUUAUAUAUAUAACCUUACUACUAAUACUGUAUGUAAUGACAGUAACAGGGAACCUUCUCAUCAUUUUUGCUGUUGUUUUUGACCACCACCUUCACACCCCCAUGUACUUCUUCCUGAUGAAUUUAGCCAUGCAGGACAUUGGUUCAGUUUCAGUCAUUAUCCCCAAAGCUAUUUUUAAUUCUCUUAUGAAUAUCAGAUAUAUUUCUUAUUCUGGUUGUGUUGCUCAAGUCCUCUUGUUCUUCUUUUUCCUGGGCUCUGAUAUUCCCCUCCUUACUGUCAUGGCCUAUGAUCGAUAUGUUGCCAUUUGUAAUCCAUUGCAAUAUGAAAUGAUAAUGAACAGGAAGGCCUGCACCAAAAUGAUUGGAAGUGUAUGGACUGCCAGCCUUCUCAAUGCUUCAUUACACAGUAUUGCCACUUUUAUUGCUCCUUUCUGCUCUAAUGUUAUCAAUCAGUUCUACUGUGAAAUCCCAUAUUUACUUAAGAUUGCCUGCUCUGGUUUAUAUGUAAGUGAAAUUGGAGUUCUACUCUUCAGUGCUACAUUAACAGCUGGCUGUUUUGCCUUUGUCAUUGUGACUUAUGUGCAUGCCUUCGCUGCCGUUCUGAGAAUUCCUUCUGUUCAAGGAAGAAAAAAGGCCUUCUCCACUUGUCUACCACACCUCAUUGUCUUCUCCUUAUUUGUGUUUGCUGGUGCCUUUGCUUAUCUAAGAGACAUAUCUGACAGUCCAUCAUUCCUUGACUUCAUAAUAACAGUAACAUAUUCCAUUAUUCCAGCUAUGCUGAAUCCAUUAAUCUACAGCAUGAGAAACAAGGACAUCAAAAUUGCUCUUUCCAGACUUUUGUGUCAAAGGUUAUUUUUUUAA
Messenger RNA from Python bivittatus (Burmese python), 939 nucleotides. RefSeq names its product olfactory receptor 14L1-like. NCBI's taxonomy places the organism in Eukaryota, Metazoa, Chordata, Lepidosauria, Squamata, Pythonidae. Gene Ontology annotation, biological process: G protein-coupled receptor signaling pathway. The record is from RefSeq and is a predicted model, not a curated record. Gene Ontology annotation, cellular component: membrane. Gene Ontology annotation, molecular function: olfactory receptor activity; G protein-coupled receptor activity.